AUGAUUUUCUCUUACAUCACCUUAAUUCAUAGAUACGUGUAUGACCAACGUUUGUGUUGCUUGUUACCCGAGCAAGCAACCUGCGUUGUUCAGGAACCUCCUCAUCCUCUCUUCACAUGCCGUAAGACGUUUCUCCAGAACACUACGAUCAAGGUCUUCAUCUGGAUCCUUGGUUUGAGCGCCCUCUGCGGUAACUUCUUUGUCAUCACCUUGAGGAUCAGGAGCGCUCCCAUGACAACGGUUGCUAAGAUACAGUCCAUGUUCAUCACCAACCUAGCAGUGUCCGACUUCUUAAUGGGCGUUUACAUGCUGUUGAUAGCAGUCAUGGACAUCUACAUCGGAGACUCCUAUUUCUGGGAAGGUCGGGCCGAUGAGUGGCGCUCCAGUGUUACUUGCCAGAUUGCAGGGUUCCUAUCUGUCCUGAGCAGCGAAGCAUCGGUCUUUCUUUUGACCUUGAUAACAGCUGAUCGUUUCAUCUCUAUCAUGUUCCCCUUCAGCCGCCAUCGUCUAAGCAUCGCAUCUGCUCGCCUCGCUCUGGCUGCCAUCUGGAUAGUCGCCCUUUUUCUCAGUCUAAUCGGUGUAUUGUUGAUAACCAUCCACCCCGAUGCCUACGGCCUCAGUGAUGUCUGCGUUGGUCUCCCAUUCAUUAGGAAAUCGACGGAUAUCUCCACUGAGAUUGACCAGCGUUCGUCUGCUCAGUACAACACGGUGAUCUACAACGUUGCCUCUGGAUCCACCGUCUCAACAUGGCAGUACUCCAUCGUCCUGUACCUUGGUGUCAACCUGGUGAGCUUUGUCAUCAUCCUCCUCUCCUAUAUCGUCAUCUUCAUCAAGAUACGACUGGAUCAAGCCGAGGUCGGACGGAAGUCUGAAGCAGCCAUGGAGAUCAAGAUGGCUCUGAAGAUGUUCCUGAUCGUCGGCACCGACUUCUGCUGUUGGAUGCCCAUCAUCAUCCUCGGCGUCCUAGUCCAGACGGUCGGGGUCGAUGUCACACCCGACAUCUACGCUUGGUUGGUGGUGUUCGUCCUGCCCAUUAACUCAUCUCUGAACCCAUAUCUGUACACCAUCAUCCACAUGUCGUCAAAGAAGCCUGUAAAUGAGAAGAGCAAGCAAACCAUUGUCAGCAUGGUUAGUCGGGAUAAGGAUUAAUUAGAAGGCAGUCAUUCUUUCACCGCAGGCCGAUGUACCAUCACGUAAGAAGAUAGUCUUGGAGAGGACAUCUUGACCCAGCCAUGGCGAUUUAAAGACAGGCCCUCACUCCACUUUGUUCAGGGUUGCAGUUUCUCACUUUCACAUUGAUCAGCAUUUAGAAUAGU
Messenger RNA from Strongylocentrotus purpuratus (purple sea urchin), 1316 nucleotides. Its product is annotated as G-protein coupled receptor GRL101-like. Gene Ontology annotation, cellular component: membrane. Lineage: Eukaryota; Metazoa; Echinodermata; Echinoidea; Camarodonta; Strongylocentrotidae. Bases 1 to 1149 code for a protein of 382 amino acids. The transcript has a single exon. Gene Ontology annotation, biological process: G protein-coupled receptor signaling pathway. The record is from RefSeq and is a predicted model, not a curated record. Gene Ontology annotation, molecular function: G protein-coupled receptor activity.